AUGAUAGAUGAAAUUGCAAAAGCAAGAAAAGAUGUAUGCAGGCCUACACCUUAUGAAAUUAUGGAGAGGUUCUUAUAUGAGGAAGUUGAAGAGCUGAAAAGCCAUUUCAAAACAUUCUUCCAAAAAGCUGAAAUAUAUGGACUCCUUAUUAUGUGUGAUGGUUCGACAGGACCAACUAAAUUGUCGAUCAUCAAUUUUAUGAUGUAUUGUAAUGGACAAACAAUGUUUAAUAAAUCUAUUAAUGCAUGUAGUGAUCGACAUAAUGCACAGUAUUUGUUUAAUUUGAUGAAUGCAGUGGUUGAUGAAGUUGGUGCAGAAAAUGUUGUACAAAUUGUGACUGAUAAUGGAAGUGCUUAUAAAGUAGCUGGCAAAAUGUUAAAACAAAAAAGAAAGCACUUGUAUUGGACACCGUGUGCAACUCAUUGCCUUGAUUUAAUGUUCCAAGACAUUGCUAAAGUUUUUAUGGUCUCCAAAGUGAUUGAAAGGGGAAAAACGAUUACCAAUUCCAUUUAUAAUCACUCAAUUGUUCUCAACUUGAUGAGGAGUUUCACAAAUAAUAGAGAGUUAAUAUAUUCAAGGCCAACUUGCUUUGCUACUCAUUAUAUUGCUCUUGAAAGUCUAAAUUCUCAAAUGACAGCAUUGAGAUGCAUGAUUGACUCAGAUGAAUGA
Molecule: messenger RNA, 669 nt
Organism: Nelumbo nucifera (sacred lotus)
Lineage: Eukaryota; Viridiplantae; Streptophyta; Magnoliopsida; Proteales; Nelumbonaceae
Source: RefSeq, a predicted model, not a curated record